Molecule: messenger RNA, 5220 nt
Organism: Pangasianodon hypophthalmus (striped catfish)
Lineage: Eukaryota; Metazoa; Chordata; Actinopteri; Siluriformes; Pangasiidae
Gene: fam222ba
Product: family with sequence similarity 222 member Ba
Exons: 3
Coding region: 1448-3211 (587 amino acids)
Source: RefSeq, a predicted model, not a curated record
UUUUAUAUGCACGCAGUGUGGUGCACUGUUCUGUGUUGUUGCUACUGUAACACAAGAAGCAAUUCUCUCUGGAUCAGUAAAGCAUCCAUCCAUCCAUCCACUCAUCUGUUCAUCCAUCCACCCAUCCAUACACCUAUCUAUCCACCCAUCCAUCCACUCAUCCGUUCACCCAUCCACCUAUCCACUUAUCCAUCCAUCCAUCCAUCCAUCCAAUACUCCUGGACAGAAUAAUAUUUGCUAAUUAAUUCUCCUAGACAGCAUCAUUUGCUAAUUGCAUAAUGUGUUUAAUCCAAAAGGGUUUGUCCUUUAGGCUGAAAUGCCUGUGAAUUAGGCAAUAUUUCUGGAAGUGUUAAUCAAACAGAUUCAUUUAUCUCAGGUCCAGGUUGUCAGGCUCACUGCAGGGCUCAGGCUGUGCCCAAAUAAAGUCGCGUUCCGUUUUCUGAAAAGCAUUCAUCCUCAUGACCUUUGCUGAAUAUCAGAGCUGUUGUUUCAAAAUGUCACUGUGGAUGUUUGUGCGGCGUGUCUAAGCUCUGUGUUUUGACAGCAGAAUAGCUGGAAAGUUAGAGAUUUGCACAUGGACUGAAUAGCUGUUUGGCUGAAUCCGUAAUUGCAUGAGUUGUAUGGAUGCUUAAUUCAGCAACUGCCAGUAUGUGAUUAGUGACUGCAGAUGCAUUGCUGUUCAUUCGAGUUAUUGGGGUUGUCAGGUGAGUUGCAACUGCAAUGCUGCAGAUUGGAUACUGUAUUGCAUUGUUUUGUUAUUGCAUGCAACACAUAGGCUACAGUAUAUUUAAUUUAUAUCACGGGAUAAGGAUAAAGUUUAUUAUGGUAAUAAGAUGGUAAAAGUCCCUGUCUGAUAGACACUGUUUCCAGUCUUUAAAUCAUGUGCCUUGAAUUGUGAGUGCAGAAAUGUGAUUUAUGUCGCUGCGCCCUUUGCGACAGUAGAUUGAACCUUUUAUUAGCCUCACGCGCUGUUACAAAUGAAAAGGGGUCGGCAAGGUAACAAAGGGUUGACGUCAUGGAUCGCAUCCGGCCGCAUGACUUUCCUCCCCUGAAGCUCCGCCUCUUUUUCACGAAGUCGCCAAUAGGAUUGGCGUAACGCACUUCCGCGUCUGACCGUCGUCCAAUCGGAGUGAGCGCAGAGUGAAACUUCCGCGUUGAUGUAAACGUAUGGGCCGAGUUAAGUGACUGAAGUAGCAGUGCAAUAGUCGCUGUUGCCUGUGCUGCCGACCGGAUCCGGUUUAGCCGCCUGCUCCGCUGUGGACGUGCGGAUUUCCACCUCUUUCUGCUGCCACACUUUGGGAUUUUAAUCAUGCAUCCGAGUCCGGUGGAUCUGUGCUGAAUACACAAAUCAUCUCAUCGUCGAAUGCCACCCGUCUGUAAUUGGAUGGUGGGUGUGAGGAGGAGUGUGUGUCCCAUGUUGCACUAGGAGUGUGAGUGUGUGUGUGAGAUGCUGGCCUGUUUGCCAGGGCCAGGUGACCUCUCCCUCCAGCUUCUUCCCCACUCGCAGAUGAACACUGGACUUCAGAAAUGGGACACUACACAGAGGAUGAGAUCAGCCCAGUAUCCGACCCCUGCGGAGCUGGACGCUUAUGCUAAGAAGGUGGCCAACAGCCCGCUGACCAUUAAAAUAUUUCCUAACAGCGUCAAGGUCCCACAACGCAACCACGUGCGGCGCACUGUCAACGGAUUGGACGCGGGUGGUGCACGCUACAGUCCCUAUCCCCCUUCACAGUCUGCGGCCAAGGCCGGCCUCCUGGCCAUCGUCAAGGCACCCAUCACCAAGGGCAUCAUCAAAGACUUCACCGGUACACGUGUGACAAUGAGCGCCCCUGGAAGUGGGUAUGGCCCAGCACCAAGCACUUUAACCCUUCAGCAUGCACCACAGCCGCUUCAGAGACCCCCACAACAUCAGCAAGGCCUCCCACAACACAGUCAGAGUCUCCAGCCCCUCCAGCAGCAACAGCAACACCAGGGACUUGGGCAUCACGCGCCCUCAGCAAUGCCCCAGCACCCACAGGGCAUGGGCAGGACACAGCCUCUUUCCCACCCCCCUCCUCUUGGUCACCCAGGUCCACAGCCUCCUCCUGCUCUCUUGCUUCAACAACAACAGCAGCACCUCCAACAGCCUCCUCCGGGCCUGCAGGGUGGCACUAGAAAACUCACGGAUGCCGAUGCCCCUCCAAAUGUGACUGUUUCUACCUCAACCAUUCCUCUCUCAAUGGCUGGCACCUUGCACCAGGGCCGCCAAGCUGAUCUGAGCACCAUUGUGCACCAGAUUAACCAGUUCUGCCAGGCUCGGGCCCAGGGCGCCGGGGCCACAUCCAUGUGUGAGGGCCAAAUUGCUAACCCAAGCCCCAUCAGCCGCAACUUGCUCAUCAAUGCCAGCUCCCGGGUGGCCAUGCACAGUGGGCAUUCCAGCGCUGUACCUCCAGGCCUUGGACACUCUUCUUGCACCAUUGGGGCACCAGAUAAAUCAGUAGGCACUGGAGUGCCUCUUCACAACAUGGGUGCCAUAAACAGGAUGGCUGUGUAUCACAACGAUUUGAAGCAGCAACAGCAUCUGCAGCACCAACAGAACCCCCAACAGCAUCCGAUUUGCCACCAACAGCAUCAGCAGAUGAUGUCAUGGAACCAGCAUCAGCUCGCACACCUGCAGCAUGUAUCGGACGGGGCCGGGCACCCUUGCAAAACCGCUCCUCGGGACCCAGGCUUCCCUUGUAAAGGCAUGAACUACCCACCUGAGCUGUGUGUAGGGCAGCCUUACACCCUCAAACCCCCCAUGGAUAAGCCAACGCCUUCGCCUCCAAUUGUCAACAACAACACCAUGCCACCUGGCACUGUUGCACACUACGCUAACGGCCAGUACUACCACCAGGUGCCUGUGUGGGGUAGUAUUCUCCCAACACCCAACAGCGACAGUUCCGGCUCACAGGAGUUGCCUGCGCCCUUCCAUGGUCCAACAGGCAAUGGAACGGGCAGUACCAACCCCACCCCAGGGGUGGACUGCGCCCCCACGGGAGGAACAGCGCAUUAUCGACCGGCAGGAGUGGCAGGGGGAGCCGCAGUGGGGCAGACUAAUCUGAUGCAAACGGCAGAUUACAUGGGAGGGGACUUCCAGACUCCCUGCUUCCGAGAUCAAAAUCUGGGCCUGAUGGGGAAGAUGCCCAGGCCUCCCCCCAUGGCCCAUGGCCAGCACCCAGGGUACAGAUAAGCUCUGACACAGGCUCCACUCACCACCUCUGUCCGUUUCAGAUAGCCACACAAAAUCAUCUACUCUGCUCUCUGUCUUAAAAUUACUUAAUAGGAGGAAAAGCAUUACAACACAUCAACACAUUAACAGUUCAGACAGCAAACAGAAAGUGAUCACUGAAAACUGAAAAAUAUUUAACAAAAGCAGUGUUUUCACUAUUGUUUUUUUUCUUUUAAUCAUCAUUCUUGCAAGUGAUCAAUUUUUUAAAGGAUUAAGCCCAUAUAAUUUUGGUUAUUGGUUUUACUUUAUUUCUCCCAGAUCACUGUGUGAUACGUCUUCUAGACAUAGAAGUACAGUCUGAAAGCUGAAAUGAUGUCCUUCAAACAUCAUGAAUGGCCAACUCGUUCUCUUGCCAGAGGUUUAUGGUUCAGCUAUAAGUCGAAUAACCUCAGUAAUGCACUGUUCAGGAAGGUAUUUUCUCUUUUUUUAUUUCUGGAUCUGGCCUGUGUGUACUUGGCAUCUCCAGAUUCCUCACUAAAUUGUUCAAGACAAUGUAGAUCUUGUUCAGUGGGGUUCAUCCUCUUCUCUACAUUAAUUUAUUAAUCUGUGAAUGGGAUAAUGUUUUGUAAUCGACAACAUGAUUUCGACAGGAUAAUAUAUAUCAGUGAAGUUUUAUCAGUCGCAUAUCAAGCCACUUAGUCUGGCUGGCUUAAAGUGACGGAAGCAUAACUUAUAUAUCAAUUACAGUUAAAAGUGCUGCGACAAAUCAGGUGGCUUAACUGAUGUCUUAACUCAUUUAGAUGAAUGAAGUAGGCAGCAUGAUCGUGGAGUUCUAUUUUCUUAAGAAGCCAAUGUGGGCUUAAUUAAAAGAAAAAAACCUGCAAGAAGAUAUUGAGCUUCAAGGGGUGCCAUUGUACUUCUGCUUCAUUUUCUUAAGAUAUGAAAAUGUACUUGAAUCAUAGAGAUGGGCUGUUCUCUUGUUAGAUGGUUUGUAAUAAAGUUAGCAGGACUAAACUUACUACUGGAGAAGAUUGUGUAUUGUGGAUUGUUACUAAUAUCAUUUAGAGACUAACUACAAACCAAAUUGAGAUUAUUUGAUCCUACAUUUUCUCAUGUAUCUGUUGAAAUAACUUCAGUUUAGGAGUUGCUACUGAUGCUCUAAUGACAUGUGCUUGAAUAGACCAAAUUGAUCACUUGCAAGAUCGCUUGUGGGUAAAUCAAGGAGGACUUUAAGUCAAAGGUGAAACAGCAGAUGAUUUAUUUUAUUGUACACUGGCUAAUCUGCUAUACUACUGUAACUUUUACGAAGUGUAAUGACUGUGUGAAUGUUGGAUGGUUUGUGUGGGGAUGGUUUUAGUGGGCGAGCGAGUGUGAGUGAGUGAGUAAUGGGUGUCUGAUUGUGUGUGUGUGUGUGUGUGUGUUGGUUGGUUGGUUGGUUGGUGGAUUCACCAUCACCCACUCUCUGCUUGCCUCCCUCUGGAACAGCCCUUAUAAAGCCUUAAGUAUUUGGUCCUUGGACUUUCCUUUGAAAACAAGCAUGGUUAUUAUGAAACCUAUAAUAAUGAUAAUUAUGAAAACGACUUCAAAAAGACUAUAAAGGAACAGCAAUUUUUUCCUUGUUUAUUUUUAUUAACUAAAGCUUUUGUUGAAUAGAAAAGCAAUUCCUUAGGAUUACUUUGCAACAAAACAAAGAAAAAAGAAUAAUAUUUUAUUGUAAUUAUGUUUUAUAGCUAUGUGUAGUUCUGGGCUGUAACAAAAAUCUUUUUAUUCCAAGUUUCAAAGCUUCAGUUUUGCAAUUUGUGACUAUUUAUAAUUAUAAACUUGAUUUUUUUCGUUAUUUAAAUUUUUUUCUUUGGUUUUUUUUUUUUUUUUUUUUUUUUGCUAUAGCUGUGAAAUGAAGAGUCUAGAAGACUUUCUCAUAUCUGUCACUCUGUGGCUGUUGAGUGAGUGAGCGAAAACUACAGAGUGUGUGUGGAGAGUUGUGCUACUCUUUUUGUAAUAUUGUAAUAAUAAAAUAAAGUUCUAAUUUA